AUGGACUUCCGAACUUUCAUAACGGACAGGAGCGACGAAUCCACACCGCGAAACCACCGACCUCAAGCUCGACAUGAAAGCAGCGCUCGCCACUCCGAAGGUCGUUUUCCGCAGUGGCCGACCCACAUGGCCCUGUUGACAGCAUUCCGACAAAAGCCUCUUCCCACGCUUUUCGCCAACAUCGCCGACCCUCGACAGCAAUGCGUGAAAUUGAGGGAGGAAGCAAGCGAGGCAGCAGCCUUUGUGCCCCUGAGCUUCUGUUUGCAAUACCUCGUCUCUCAGCACCCUCUCUCUCUCUCUCCGCAACUCAGCGUGAUCAACCCUCGAAGCAUCGACGGUUGUACAGCACACUACCGAUGCAAUUGUUCUCUCUGA
Messenger RNA from Pseudozyma hubeiensis SY62, 375 nucleotides. Its product is annotated as mitochondrial protein import receptor. NCBI's taxonomy places the organism in Eukaryota, Fungi, Basidiomycota, Ustilaginomycetes, Ustilaginales, Ustilaginaceae. The transcript has 2 exons. Bases 1 to 375 code for a protein of 124 amino acids. The record is from RefSeq and is a predicted model, not a curated record.